Microplitis mediator is the source of this 1992-nucleotide messenger RNA. RefSeq lists its product as uncharacterized. Lineage: Eukaryota; Metazoa; Arthropoda; Insecta; Hymenoptera; Braconidae. The record is from RefSeq and is a predicted model, not a curated record. The coding region runs from base 1 to 1992 and encodes 663 amino acids. The transcript is spliced from 3 exons.
AUGUUAGAAGUUCAGUCAGAAGACGCAGGCAUAGAUGAUAAUAUCGAGAAUAGAAUAGCCUGCUUUGAACGUAAGUUUCACUUUACGUUUAUGAAAGAUCUUCCGCGAUUGGAAGAUGUGCCAUUCGUAGUCUAUGCCGAUAUUGAAUGUAUGUUGAUACCAAAAGACGAUUCGUCUGAAGAACAUAUACCCCACAGUGUAGCUUUUUACGUACAUUGUGCUUACAAUGAUACCUUGUCUAGAUAUGAGUGUAACUAUAGUGAUAAAUGUAUCGAUUGGUUUAUGUCCAGAUUAAAGUCAUUAGCUAUUUCAGUUCAUAAUUUGAUUAAAUCAUCGGUAAAAAUGCAUCCACUUACAGAACAGAAAAAUUUCGAAUAUAAUACAUCACAGAAAUGUCACAUUUGCAAUAAAUACCUCGCUGAAACUGACAAGUGUCGGGACCACUGUCAUUUUACAGGUAAAUAUCGUGGGCCGGCUCAUGUGAAUUAUAACAUUCUUUACCAACAGUCUCAUAACAUUCCAAUUGUAUUCCACAAUCUUUCCGGGUAUGAUUCACAUUUUCUCAUAGAGUCAGUAGCUAAAUAUUUUCCUGGUUCAGUUCAAUUAUUACCUAUUAAUAAAGAAAAAUACAUCGCUUUUACUAAAAAAGUUGAUGAAACAAUCAUCAGUUUACGGUUUAUUGAUUCAUUUAGAUUUAUGGCGAGUAGUAUUGAAAAGUUGGCAUCUUAUCUCAAUGAUGCUGACAAAGUUAUUACUCGCAACAGUAUUGCUGAUCCCCAACAAUUUGAAUUAGUCACACGGAAAGGAAUUUUUCCGUAUGAGUAUGUAGACAGUUGGGACAAAUUAAAUUAUACUAAAUUACCCGCAAAAAACCACUUUUUCUCUAAGUUAACGAACUCUGAUGUUUCUGAUGAUGAUUACAAACACGCGGAAAGAGUGUGGAAUACAUUUGGAAUUAAGACGUUAGCUGACAGUUUUCAAAACUUCCGGAAGAGUUGUAAACAAAUAAACAAUUUAGAUCCCUUACACUACUACACUGCGCCUGGGCUUGCAUUUGACGCAAUGCUAAAGUACACCGAUGUUUCUUUAGACCUAUUGUCAGAUCCUUCGAUGCUAUUAUUUUUCGAAAAAGGUAUUAGAGGCGGAGUGGCACAAUGUUCCAACCGAUAUGCUCGUGCUAACAAUCCAUUUAUGAGUAAUGAAUACAAUCCCGCGCGAGAGAAUUCCUACAUUAUGUAUUUCGAUGUAAAUAAUUUGUAUGGGGCUGCAAUGAGUCAGUGCUUACCAACUGGCUCAUUUAAAUGGAUUGAUGCCUCAUUAGAUUUUAUUCUCAAUAAUCCUGAUGACAGUCUCAAGGGUUACAUCUUAGAAGUGGAUCUUGAGUAUCCGAAACAUCUACACGAACAACACAAAGACUUGCCCCUUUGUCCUGAACACUUUCUCCCACCAAAUGGCACAUGCACUAAACUAGCUACAACAUUGUAUGAUAAAGAAAAGUAUGUUAUUCAUUAUUGCAACUUAAAACAGUGCAUUGAAUUGGGUAUGAGUGUAAAACAAGUACACAGAGUCUUGGAAUUCGAUCAAUCUCCAUGGUUAAAGCCAUAUAUAGAUUUGAAUACAGAGUGCCGUAAAAAAUCUGCGAAUGAAUUUGAGAAAAACUUCUACAAACUAAUGAACAAUGCUGUAUUCGGCAAGACCAUGGAGAAUGUUCGAAACCAUACAGAUGUCAGAUUGGUGAGAAAGUGGGAUGGACGAUGGGGUGCAAGAUCUUUAAUUGCAAAAUUAAACUUUCACAGCUCCACUGUCUUUGGUGAAGACAUGGUGCUUAUUGAAAUGAGUCGUGUCAAGAUUCUAUUCAAUAAGCCCUAUACGUUGGUUAUUCUAUUCUCGAUUUAUCUAAAAUUACUGUAUAUGACUUUCAUUACAAUUACAUCAAAACCAAUUUUACUCUGGAUCAAGCAAAGCUUCUCUACACUGACACCGACAGUCUAA